Messenger RNA from Hirsutella rhossiliensis, 924 nucleotides. RefSeq names its product NAD(P)H-binding domain-containing protein. Lineage: Eukaryota; Fungi; Ascomycota; Sordariomycetes; Hypocreales; Ophiocordycipitaceae. The transcript is spliced from 2 exons. The record is from RefSeq and is a predicted model, not a curated record. Bases 1 to 924 code for a protein of 307 amino acids.
AUGCGCAUCACCAUCGCACCGGCCGGGACCAAGACCGGAACGGCUGUGGUCCGAUCGCUGCUAUCUACCUCCGACCCCGUCGUCGAGGUCCAUGGCCUGUACCGCAACCUGGCCAAGGUACCCGAUGAGUUUUCCUCUCAACCACGCUUCCACGCGCUCCAGGGCGAUGUCUUGGACCCUUUGAGACUGCACUUUACGGGGUCGGAUGCCAUCUUGGCAAUCACUCCACCUGUGUACGAUGGCCAAGAUAUCGUCUCGUAUGCGGAAAUCGCUUCCAAGAACGUCAGAGACGCAAUCGAGAGGUCGGGCAGCGUCAAGAGGCUCGUCCUCCUAAGCAGUGGUGGCGCCCAGUUUAGCACCGGCGUGGGAGAGAUCAAGACGAACAACAUGGCGGAGAGGGUGUUUUCGAUGACCGCCAUUCCCGCAGUCACAUUUGUUCGCUGCGCCUACUUUAUGGAGAACUGGACCAUGAACUUCGACACUCUCAAGGCACCACAGCCCUUUUUCUUUUCAACGAUCACCCCCCUUGACUGGAGGGUCCCUAUGGUUGCCGUAGACGACAUCGGGUCUACGCUAGCAGCUGAGUUACUCAACGAAACCAUUCCGCCCACCAAGCCGCACAUAUUCGAACUUCACGGGCCCCAGCCUUACACUCCGCUGGACGUGCAGGCUGCCUUUUCCAAGGUCUUGAAAAGGGAGGUGGCGGUCAAGCCGGUCGCGAAAAACGAACUUUACGAUUUCUUCUCGCGCAUAUUUCCUCAACAGAUUGUGGGAGAAUGGGUCGAGAUGGCCGCGAGCUUCCUCCCCGGCGGCAUAAUGGCUGCCGACACUAUCAAUUAUGAUGACGUGAAUGUUGUCCGAGGUGUCACUGAGCUUGACACGGCUCUGGCUGCGGCUAUUCGCAAGAACUUGUUGGGGUCCUGA